GUGGCAGACAACCAGCGGAAACAAGUGGAGAGAAACGGGAGAGAUCCCUGGAUUACGGAAUAAACAUGUCUUGUUGUGUCGUUGGAUGUCAGAACAGGUUCACAAAAAAUGCCGACCUUCAUUUUUACAGAAUACCGUCGACGAAGACGCCAUUCGCCGCUGAACGCAGGCGAUUAUGGCUGCAAGCCAUCAAACGGACCGACUGGACCGAAGAAAUCAUCCGGAAUUCUCGUCUCUGCAGUGCUCAUUUCAUAUCAGGGGAGGCAUCCAUGGAUCCAGAAAGUCCAGACUUCGUUCCCUCAUUGUUCACUUGUUCAAAGCAGAGUCGGUAUAUGCGAAUUGAAAGAAGAGUGGACAGGAAGAGAAUGGGCGCUGACGCUAACAGCAGGUCCUCUCUAGCUCACGCAUCAAGCCCUGUCACUGAAGCUCAGAGGUCUUCCACUGUGGAGCCAGCAACAAACUGUCCAGAGGGGCUUUGUCUGAACACCCAGCCGGUCUGUGAGGAAGUGCUCCCUUCACUGCAGCAAUGUGAAAUUAAGGUGGAGGAGAUUCCCGUUCUGGUAGCGCACCCACAGAUCAAAGAGGAGCAGGUGGAUCAGAGUAUCAGUCCAGACAUGGAGGCUAAUACCUUCUACGAUGCUGAAGUCAAAUCAGAACCAACCACAAACUAUGAGCCGGUCUCAACUUCUGCAGCUGUAACUGUGAGCGUGAAUGAAAACAUAAAGGAGGAAUGGAAUGAAGAUGAUGCCUCGUCGUCGCCUCUUCAGAGUGAUGGCGUUGAUGUCUUUGUGGAACUAGAACAGCCUCCGAGGGAAGAAAAGUUGUGUCGCUUUUGUGAUAAAAGAUUUAAGAGGGACUCUCAUCUGAUAAGGCAUGUAGACAAGAGUCACAAAGGGCAGAAAGCCUUUAAAUGCCUGGAGUGCAACAAGGAGUUUGAACAAAGGUACCAGCUAGUUCUGCACAUAAGAAUUCACACAGGUGAAAAGCCCUUCAGCUGUGAUUUCUGUGGCAAAACAUUCAGUCAGAACUCAAGUCGUAUUGUUCACAUGAGGGUGCAUACUGGGGAAAAGCCAUAUUUUUGUGCUAAAUGUGGGAAAAGUUUUGCCACAGGCAAACAUUUCAAGUUUUGCAAAGUGCAGAAUGAGUGCAAAGUAAAGGGGAACGUAGAUGAGAAUCACAAAGCGAAGAAAGCCUUUAAAUGCUUUGAAUGCAACAAGGAGUUUAAUCAGAAGCAGCAGCUUGUUCUGCAUUCAAGAGUUCACACUGGUGAGAAACCCUUCAGCUGUGAUUUCUGUGGCAAAACAUUCACUCAGAACUCCAGUCGUAUUGUUCACAUGAGACAGCAUACUGGAGAGAAACCAUAUUUUUGUAAGAAAUGUCGCAAGAGGUUUGCCAGUAGCCAUCAUCUUAAACACUGCAGAGGGAAACAAAACAAAAGCACAAAGAAGUCCUUUCGCUGCACAACAUGCGGCAAAACCUUUCACACAGAGUCAGACCUGAAGGUGCACACGGAGGUUCACGAGUCAUGGAAACGACACAUCAGCAAGAAGCUGGAAGAACAGACCUUAGAAGAGGAACAACUUGAAGCUGUUGCAGCAGGGGGGAGAGAGUCAUCUAUGGCAGCAGGGGCACCGGUUCUCUCAGGAAUAUUGCGCCUGAUGUUUGGGACUACUUUCUCUGUGGGCGCAUAUGAGGCCGUUGGCUGUACUAUGCCUCACUCUUGCGCUGUCAAGACAUGCAGAAGCAAAACGAAGCCUGGCGCUGCUUUGUCGUUUCACCGCAUUCCAGUAAAGGAACCGGAGCGGCUCAAAAUAUGGCUCCGCGCAUUGGACAUCGAUGUAAACACGCCCGUGGACGAGCUGAAGAAAUAUAUUGUCUGCUCAGAGCAUUUUGUCCCGGGUGACUACACAGUUAGCGGACAACGGAAGACCGACACGAUGCACCGUUUUCUGACGCCAACGGCUGUCCCGACCGUUGGCCUGACCUCGUGCACGUUACUCCCAGGUGUAACGGAGGAUUCAGAAAAUGACAGGAUCAAGGAUGUUUCAUUGGAUUCUUCUUCCUCUGAAGACACCCAGACGGUCCAUGAAGAAGUGCACCCUUCAUUGCAGCAAUGUGACAUUAAGGUGGAGCAGAUUCCCCUUCUGGUGGAAGAGAAGAUCCAAGAGUACCCACAGACCAAAGAGGAGCAGGUGGAUCAGAGUAUCAGUCCAGACAUGGAGGCUGAUACUUCCUAUGAUGCUGAAGUCAAAUCAGAACCAACCACAAACUAUGAGCCGGUCUCAACUUCUGCAGCUGUAACUGUGAGCGUGAAUGAAAACAUAAAGGAGGAAUGGAAUGAAGAUGAUGCCUCGUCGUCGCCUCUUCAGAGUGAUGGCGUUGAUGUCUUUGUGGAACUAGAACAGCCUCCGAGGGAAGAAAAGUUGUGUCGCUUUUGUGAUAAAAGAUUUAAGAGGGACUCUCAUCUGAUAAGGCAUGUAGACAAGAGUCACAAAGGGCAGAAAGCCUUUAAAUGCCUGGAGUGCAACAAGGAGUUUGAACAAAGGUACCAGCUAGUUCUGCACAUAAGAAUUCACACAGGUGAAAAGCCCUUCAGCUGUGAUUUCUGUGGCAAAACAUUUGUUCAGAACUCAAGUCGGCUUGCUCACAUGAGGGUGCAUACUGGGGAAAAACCAUAUUUUUGUGCUAAAUGUGGGAAAAGUUUUGCCACAAGCAAUCAUUUCAAAUUUUGCAAAGUGCAGAAUGAGUGCAGAAUUACACCAGAUGAGAAUCACAAAGAGGAGAAAGCCUUUAAAUGCUUUGAAUGCAACAAGGAGUUUAAUCAAAGGCACCAGCUUGUUUUGCAUGCGAGAGUUCACACUGGUGAGAAACCCUUCAGCUGUGAUUUCUGCGGCAGAACAUUCACUCAGAACUCCAAUCGUAUUGUUCACUUGAGACAGCAUACUGGAGAGAAACCAUAUUUCUGUAAGAAAUGUCACAAGAGGUUUGCCAGUAGCCAUCAUCUUAAAUUGUGUACAGGGACAAAAAACAAAAGCACAAAGAAGUCCUUUCGCUGCACAACAUGUGGCAGAACCUUUCACACAGAGUCAGACCUGAAGGUGCACACGGAGGUUCACGAGUCAUGGAAACGACACAUCAGCAAGAAGCUGGAAGAACAGACCUUAGAAGAGGAACAACUUGAAGCUGUGUGAGAGAACAUUAGAGUGUAUGCGAGAUAAAUUUUUUUUUAACAAUAAAUAAAUCUACAUCCAGUUUUUAGGAAUGACCUGCUUCAGCUGUAGUUGCUCAGAAAAGCAAUGUAUUUUGUUUAAAUUCAGCUCAAAUUCAGACAUAAGACUCUAUUAACCAGUUUAUGUGGAUGCAGUUUGUUCCAACCAAGGAAGAGCACACCUGGCUGGAAUCAAUUAAUCAGCUGAUCUCAGUCUUCAGCUGAUUACUAUGUGAUCCCUUGAUGUUGAUUGGUUGGCCUGGUGUGCUCCUCCUUGGUUGGAACAAAAACCUGCAGCCACACGGCCCUUUAUGGAAUCAGUUUGACAUGCCUGAUCUAGGAAAUGUUGUGGGGUUUUUUUUCAUGGAUGGUGGAGAAUUGAAGGUACUGUUCCAAAUGACCUACAUCCCCACCCUCACUUCAUCCUCUGCUCCACUCUAUACUUGAGUUAUAGAAUUAUUUCCUUAAGGGUAAAGAGAGGUAUGAGGGAAUGACCGGUUACAUGUAACUUGUACUUGGAUGGUAUACAGAUUGGCUGUAAUGUUACUGUCAUUUCAGCAAGUUGCAGCGAGUUGUUCACCACAGGAAAAAUAGAUGUCUGACAGGUUUGUUUGGCCAUAGGCACACAAAAAUGCUAAGGAGGCAGUCCAUUGGUGUGGUCAGGGAAGCAAGCCUUGAGGUUUUACUUGUUGUACAGCACUUAAUAAUGACAAACAAGAAAGGGGGUCUUCUCCCCAGACCAUUUCCUUCUUCAGUCAUUUACUUGAGGAUACACACAGGGGGAAAGCCCUUGUUUUUACAAAUCAUGUGGCAAGAUGAUUGCCCAUAGCUAUCGUAUCAAAACUUGUGGUUUGUUGGAAGGCAAAGGGGAGAAGUCAUUUCGCUGUUUGGUUUGUGGUAGAAAAUUUCACACAGCUUCAAAUCUGUGGGACCAUAAGAAGAUCCAUGAAGCAAGAAAACCCUACACUGAGAUGUAGCCUUUUGCUUGAUGGUCAGACUGAAUGGACAUUUCUUUCACCUCAUUCGUUUUCAUUUAUGAGCAAAUUAAAAAUGUUGGUUAGUUGAUUCAGAGGUGUGGCCAGCUCACACUGUCUGAAAACCAGUGUGGAAACUUCAGAGGAAAAAGAAAAAACAAUUACAACUGUCUGAGAAAACAUCUUCUCACACAGUUGAGAAGACCACAAUGUUCUGAGUACAGGAUCUUGGGUGCAACAAUUUUUUUGUGUUGUGUCUUUGCUGUGUCCAGUAUUCCUGUUACUGCUCAUGGCGGU
This is a messenger RNA of Chelmon rostratus (copperband butterflyfish), 4479 nucleotides long. RefSeq lists its product as uncharacterized. The transcript has 8 exons. Gene Ontology annotation, biological process: regulation of cytokine production; negative regulation of transcription by RNA polymerase II; regulation of immune system process. The coding region runs from base 66 to 3191 and encodes 1041 amino acids. NCBI's taxonomy places the organism in Eukaryota, Metazoa, Chordata, Actinopteri, Chaetodontiformes, Chaetodontidae. The record is from RefSeq and is a predicted model, not a curated record.